AUGACAGCGUCUAUACACACAAACACACUCGCAGCCUCGCACUACUGUGAGAGAAGAGAGUUGUUUUAUCUUUUUGGAUGCAAAGUUAUUUUUACGUUUACAUACUGGUAAAUUGGAAUUAUUUACCACUUAUUUGAAAGCAAAAAAUGUCCGUUCCGCACAAAGUUGGGAUAGUGAAAUCUAAACAGGCACCUAAUGUUAACACCCACCAAAAGGCAGCUGUGGCAAAGGGUGUCAAAGCCAUUGGAAAGAAGAAGGAUGAAGAGGAAGGGCUAGACACAGCCGAAGGAGAGGAAUGGAUGCAGGGGAAGACUCUCGUGAAGCCUCCAGACCAGCUGGACUUAACUGAGGCAGAGCUGAAUGAAGAGAUUACCAGAGUACUAAAAGCAAGCAAUCCAAAUGCUCCACAAAACGUUGUCAGAUACAGUUUCAAAGAGGGCUGUUAUAAACCAAUUGUCUUUGUGGAUCAGAUGGCUAUUCACUUUGAACUAGAAGGGAAUCUUGUGCACAAGGAAUCUGAUGAAGGUCGGAGAUUGAUGGCUAAACAAGCUGAAGUGGAUGAUGGUGGAGGGGACGAGAGGCCAGACAAUGUGUCCAUCAAAGCUGGAAAGAGAGAGCAGAAACUCACCAAUCAGUUCAACUUCAAUGAGAGAGCCUCUCAGACACUAAACAAUGCUCCAAGAGACAUAAUUUGUCAAACUGAGCCUCCUCCUCGUGCAAACUUCUCAGCUACAGCAAAUCAGUGGGAGAUUUAUGACUUUUACGUAGAGGAACUUCAAAGGCGGGAGAAAAGUAAAGAGAAGCAUGAAGGCCAGUUCCUAAAUAAGGAGGAAGACAAGAGCAAGAAGAAAAUUAUUCAAGCUGAGACUCAGAACGAUGACAUAUCCCAACUAGCUAAGGCGGUCAAGAUCAUUGAGCGUAUGGUGAAUCAAAAUAUAUUUGAUGAUGUUGCACAAGAUUUCAUGUACUUUGAGGAUGCAUCCGAUGAAUUUAGAGGAGAGAAGGGCACUCUUCUCCCACUAUGGACGUUUCAGUAUGAUAAAGCCAAAAGUCUGUCUGUGACUGCCCUCUGUUGGAAUCACAAAUACAAUGAUUUGUUUGCUGUUGGGCUUGGUUCUCAUGAAUUUACUCAGCAGGGGGGUGGCAUGCUUCUCUUCUACACCCUAAAGAACCCAAGUUACCCAGAAUUCAUCUUUAACACGGCUUCAGGAGUAAUGUGUUUAGACAUCCAUGAACAUUUGUCUUACCUGGUGGCUGUGGGAUUGUAUGACGGCUGUGUCGCAGUGUACAACCUGAAGAAAAAGACUGAUCAGCCCAUUUAUAACAGCAGAGCCAGCUCCGGCAAACACACAAGUGCUGUGAUGCAGGUGAAGUGGCAGAAAGAUGAUUUGGACAGUAAUCACAACUUCAUCUCUGUGUCUGCUGAUGGACGAGUGGUGUCUUGGACUCUGGUAAAGCAUGAACUAGUCUUCACAGACAUUAUCAAGCUCCCAGUCAUUGACGCAAUUCCAGAUGACUUGAAGGAUGUCAUUCCUACAGUUGGAACAUCUUUGGACUUUCACAAACAAAAGGAGUACAGUUUUCUUGUUGGCACUGAGCAUGGAAAGAUUCACAAGGGCUCCAAAUACUAUUCUAGCAAGUUCUUGGAAAAAUAUGAUGCCCACUUCAUGAAUGUCACUCGUGUGAGGUGGAAUCCCUUUCAUCCUGAUGUCUUCAUCUCCUGUGGCUGGGACUGGAUGGUCAAAAUUUGGGAUCAAACUAUGAAGUCUCCCGUUUUCACCUUUGAGCUGAAAACUUCAGUGACAGAUGUGGCCUGGGCUCCAUACUCCUCUACUGUCUUUGCUGCUGUCACCACUGAUGGAAAGGUCCAUGUGUUCGACCUGAACAUCAACAAAUAUGAGGCUCUCUGCCAGCAAAAAGUGGUAUCCAAGAAGACCAAGCUCUUGCACAUCGAAUUCAACCCUGUCCAUCCCAUCAUCAUCGUGGGCGAUGACCGCGGCCAUGUCACCAGCCUCAAGUUCUCUCCCAACCUCCGCAAGAAGCCUAAGGAGAAGAAGGGUCAGGAUUUGCCGAAGGGGCCGGAGGUGGAAAUAGCAAAGAUGGAGCAACUGUUGAGCUCACUGAGAUAGCCUGGGAACAAUCAGAAGAACUGAGGCACAGUAAGACCAGGACGACUGCAAAUACUACAAAUUCUCUAUAAACCUUAAAAUAUACAGUGGGUAUAAAAAGUCAGCACACCCCUGUUAAAAAUCAUUUUCCAUCUUUAAUGUAAUAUUGAAACCAACGAAAUUCAUGUAACAGCAAACAGAAACUUUUAAGGAAAGAAGAAUGAAAAAUAAGACUUGAAAUACUGUCUCCUGGAUGUACAAGUAUUCACACCCCUAAUAUUUGGUUGAAACGCCUUUUUCCUGUUAGUACAGCAGCCAGUGUUUUUGAAUAAGUGUCUAUCACCUAAAUACAUCAUGCUUUGUCCAUUUUUAUUUCUUUCUUGCAAAAGAGCCCAGAGCCCCAUGUCAUUUCACAGUUCUUGUUUUUUUUUAUAGAUUGGAUUUAGGUAUGGGCUCUGACUGGACCUUUACAAAACAUGGUUCUUCUUCUGAAGCCAAUUGUUUGUUGACUUUGAUUUGUUUUUUGAGAUUAUUAUUGUGAUGAAACAUGAAUUUCCACUUUAUCUUAAGAUUUUAGUGGCGGCCAGCAGGUUUUGUGCCAAAAUUUUCUGGUAUUUGGCACUAUCCAUGAUUGUCUUUAUCUUGACUAUUGCCCCAGUCUCAGCUGAAGAGAAGCAGCCCUAUAGAAUGAUACUUAAACAACCAUGUUUCAUUGCGAGUUAGAGCUGCACGAUUCUGGAUAGAUUGAGAAUCACAUUUUUGUUUGUUUCAAAUAGAGAUCACGAUUCUUUGUUUGAAAAUGUUUAAUUAAUUUGAAUUAAUUAUUUUUUUUAAAUUGUUUGUUUGAAUGAAUGAUUCAAUGACUCACUCAUUCACUCCACUUGUUUCAUUACUGAAUGAUCAGCAUUUUUGAAUGAAUGAUUCAAUGACAACAUUUUUAGCAGCACAUUGUAAUCAACAAACGUUAUUUGAAGCUAAAAUUACUUUCAAAAGUUCCAUUUUGAUCACUAUCAUAGACAUCAGUGUUAAUAUCCUAACUAUAAACUUUUAUCUCAGUACUUCUGUGAUAAUAUGAAUGAUUGUAAGACAGAAAUAAUACUGUGUGGUUGUUUGUUAAACUGUUUUAUACCUAAACAUGAUAUUUGUUCUCUCUGUCAGUGGCGGCGUGAACACAGAUUUGAAUAUCCGAUAUGACUUUGUCAAAGGUUAAAUAGACAGAAACUAAUCGUUGUCAUUUAGAAAUAAGAUCGCGUGAGUGUUUGAAUCGAGAUUGCGAUCUUUUAACGAUUAAUGGUGCAGCUCUAUUGUGAGUAUGGUGUUGUUUGGAUGAUGAGCAGUAUUGUUUUUGUGCCAACCGUACUUUGUAAAAUCGUGGCCAAAAAGUUCAAUUUGGUUUUGUUGGAUCAUUAAACAUUUUGCCUCAUGGUUGUGGCUCAGAUGCUUGACAUAUGAAGAAUACAGAAUAUUGUUGUCACAUGCAACAUGUGAUCAGUACUUGCCAGAUAUUCUUGCAGCUCCUUUAAUGCUACUUUAGGUCUAUUGGCAGCCUCCUUGUUAACAUUUCAUCUUGUUUUUUCUAUUUUUGACAGGUGACCUGUUUUUUGCAGUGUCAUUGUGGUGCCCUAUUGUCGCCACUUGUUGAUGUUUGCCUUCACGGUAUUCCAAGGCACAUCUAAUUCUUGGAAUUACUUUUGUACCCCUCUUCACAAAGAGAUCCUGCACAUUCUUUGUAAGCAGGCUGUGAUUUCGGCAAUAAGAUGCAACCAAGAGGAUACAAAGAACAUGAACAUCCUACAGAAACAGCAGUUUUUUAUUCAGGGUUAAUUGGCAUCACUAGCAUAAUAAUUACUGGAGGAUUAUAAUAACUUUUCAGUAAAAGUUUGAAUGUGAUUUGGUUAUUUUCAAACACAGUACAUGCACUAUUAUAAAAGGUUGUGUACUUUUGUGUAGGGUUGUGUAUGUUCUUUUUUCUUUAAAAGUUUCUAUUUGCUUUUUGUUACAUGUAUUUUGUUCAGUUCAAUAUUACAAUAAAGGUGGGAAAAGAUUUACCAUUAUUUUACUUGGAUAAUUUUUUAUUUACAUCUUAAAAAGCUGCAUUUCUUGUCCAGUAUUUAAACUGUUGUCUAGAAAUGUGAAAAGUCAAAAAUAGUCUUAAGAUGUUAAAAAAGACCAAGAUUUUUAUGGAUAUUUCAACGUAUUUAUUAAACGUUCAUAAUCUUUAUCUACCAUUUCAUUUUCUCUAAUAUUCUCAAGAAAAGAUGCUAGCAUGUUAUUAGGGUACCGGUCCCUCUGGCCCAUUGCACAAGCAAACAACCACAAUAAAACAUGCAUUUCUUUUUAAUUCUUAAUAAUUAUGUCUUAAUAAUUUCUUUCCUAAUAAUCACCAUCCACUUGAUUGGCUCUAUGACUCUCUCUCCUCUCCACCUUUAGCUGGUGUGUGGUGAGCGCACUGGCGUCGUUGUCCUGUGGAUGCUGCACACUGGUGGUGGUUGAGGAGAGACCCCCCCACAUGAUUGUAAAGCGCUUUGGGUGUACAGCAAUACACAAUAAAGCGCUAUAUAAAUGCACCAUUCAUUCAUUCAUUCUUUUUAAAAUUUCUCUUUCAGACAGCACAAUUCAGCUCUUAUUCAAAUUUAAUUCUGGCACUUGAGCUUUUAUUUGUUUGUGGGCUAAUUAGCAUAACACUGAUUGCUAGCUGGUGAGCUGCAGGUCUGGGGUUUCACUGACAUUGUCAGGCACUACUGAAUGACUCUAAAGAGGCGACUGAGAGUCUCUUUACCUUUACAUAAAACACUCAGGCAGAGGUGUACAGUAUAAGGGGACGUUCACAUAUCGUGUCUUUUGUGCGCUCAAGUUCGUUAUUUCAAAUGUAGACACGCGGCAGGCUAUGGAAGUCCAAAAGGGCCAAAAACACGUGAAUUUUAACACGUAUUUCACACGUAUUUAACACGUGAAAAAUCAGCACAUCAAAUACGCAUAUUCAACAUGUUAAAUACACAUGAAAUACCUGUUAAAUACGCGUGAAAUACGCGUUAAAAAUCAGUUUGAACGGGUCAGUGUCAUUGGCUGCUGAAGACUUGGGUCAAACCAUUUAUGUGAGCUUAGGGGGGUGUACCAUUCAUAAUGGAAGCGACGCGUUCAUUUUUUUCCAGGUGCAGCCGUGCCGCAUCGAGAUGAAAACAUUUAAACUCUUCAGAAUGCCGAAAGCGCACCGUGGGUCAUGUGACAAGAACCAACCAAUCAGCUUCAUCCUUUCCCGUAACAACAUUGAAAGCUCAGCCAAGAUGAUUUAUCCUUUUAUCCUUUGCUGAAACUUCCCCGUCUUCAUGGAGAGCGCAGGUCAUGGUUGCUUAGCAAUGGCAGACGCCUCCAGAGCGCAAGCACCCGAACGCUUUGGGGAAAAGGAGAAAGCGGCACGCCUAAACGUUUCUCCCCCACGCGUUUUUAGGCGCGACAUGUGAACGGCCCCUAAGAGAGCUCAGGUACAGUCCCAGCAGCCCACACUCAGCCAACUCACUCCUCGUCCUUGUUUGUUUUUAGAUGAUGCCUCACUUACGCAGGCCUCUUAUGAAUAGCAAAAAACAUAUAUGAAAUCAUGUUUUAAUUCAUGACAAACCAUGUCAUCCAAUCCGCAAUUGAUCGCUGCAGGCAGUACAAAAUAUAAACAGCAUUCCAUCUCCAAUUUUUUUCCCUC
Molecule: messenger RNA, 5802 nt
Organism: Onychostoma macrolepis
Lineage: Eukaryota; Metazoa; Chordata; Actinopteri; Cypriniformes; Cyprinidae
Product: dynein axonemal intermediate chain 1-like
Exons: 18
Coding region: 147-2129 (660 amino acids)
Biological process (GO): cilium movement; outer dynein arm assembly
Cellular component (GO): outer dynein arm
Molecular function (GO): dynein light chain binding; dynein heavy chain binding
Source: RefSeq, a predicted model, not a curated record